Messenger RNA from Catharus ustulatus (Swainson's thrush), 1274 nucleotides. RefSeq lists its product as uncharacterized. The record is from RefSeq and is a predicted model, not a curated record. The transcript has 2 exons. The coding region runs from base 92 to 838 and encodes 248 amino acids. Lineage: Eukaryota; Metazoa; Chordata; Aves; Passeriformes; Turdidae.
GCCCCUGACCCAGCGUCAAAAAGGUGUCGGGCUCCUGCCCCCGGAGGGACAGAAAAGCCCCAACGCUCUCGGGGUGAGGAAGGGACUCUGCAUGCCCUUAGCAGAGGAGGAGGAAAGGAGCUGUGUCAGGAGAGCGAAGAAGGAAGGAGCGAAGUCCAACCCUGGGAAAGCUGGACGAGAGCUCGAGAAGAGGGCGGCCACACUCGCCCCGGCGGUCACAGACCUUUCUAUCCCGGCGUGGCGGUGGCAGGAGAGGAGCUCUUGCCGCUGCCAUGGUUGCCACCUUUGCACGGCCCGAUCUGGGGCCCCGGUACGCCGGGAGGAAGAACGAGAGCGAGCCACGUCCCUGGAGUUUCCGCGGAGCUGCGGCCUGGGCUCUCAGGGGUGCUGCACCGCCACAUCACGGCAGAGGGGAGAACCACCCCCGGUCCCGUCACCCCACGCCACCCCUCGCAGCUGGAGAUAUCGGGGGCUGCGACCGGGACGGGCGCCGGGCAGGGCGGCUGGUGCUGUCAGCAGCGCUCCCGCUCCUCCCCGCCCGGGCAGCUGCCAGCUUUUUGGCAGAUCGCUCUGCAGACGGCUCCCAAGGACUCCUGCGAGGGCUGAGACGGGUCACGGGCAAUUGCUGAAUAGCGCGAUAGGCCGGGCUAAAGCACGGCACAUUCGAGCCAGGGAGAGCGGGGAUCGGCCAGGGUGGAGAAACGAGAGAGGUGCAAAGGCCCGGGAGGGGGUGACAGGCAAAGCCAGCCUGCAAAAUGCUGAGUUGGCAGCGUGCCGAGAAUCUGGGGAACACUGUAGUGCCAACAGCCAGGGAAGGGGACAUGAAGGAGCAGCGUGAAUGGGGCAAAGACUGUUUCUUACAGACCUGGUGUGACCUAUCGUUAAAAAAACCUGGCUUCCCCUUCUAGUGCCAGGCUGUACCUGCAGGGUAGUCUCUGCCUUUCUGUCUCUCGUCCCAUUAUUCCACUACAGUCGAAUCCUUCUGUUGUGACCUACAGCAGCGCUCUGAUUUAUUUUUAAUGCGUUCCGAUUCCUGUUCCGUUGUCAAGAGAUGCAUUGAGAUUCAUUUUCCAUCCCCUGCUUUUCAUACUUCUGUUCUGCUGGAGGGACCCGCCAAUAGAGUUUAAUUCGAUUUGAUAUGAUUUAAUGAACACCUUUAUCUUUUGUUUUUAGCAGAAGGAUAAAUAAUACAACUGCAUUCGGCUUUUGCUAAAUCAGACAUGUUUUCCACCAAAAUCCUAUCUAGUGACACACACUCACUGUAACAUUUCAUU